Messenger RNA from Daldinia loculata, 1824 nucleotides. Its product is annotated as TLD-domain-containing protein. The record is from RefSeq and is a predicted model, not a curated record. The transcript has 2 exons. The coding region runs from base 1 to 1824 and encodes 607 amino acids. NCBI's taxonomy places the organism in Eukaryota, Fungi, Ascomycota, Sordariomycetes, Xylariales, Hypoxylaceae.
AUGGGACAGACCCUGUCAGAUGAGGCCAAGCCUCCCUCUAAAGAGGAAAUUAGGACACACCUGGCCAAUAAGUUCGCUCGUAAAUGUUUCGAGCCAAUAGAGCUCUAUUCUUUUAAGGAUAACUUCAGAUCCCUUGCUGAUAACGAGCGAAAUGUGCGUUACCUUAAGGAGGACACCAUUACUCGCUUUCUGGAGCUACCAGACAUCCUCGCCGUCUCGCCUGUCUUGUUCCAUAUGUUGACCUACAUUGGCGCCUUUCCAUUUCUCAGUGACGCACCAGUUAUACUCGGCAUCGAGCAGAUGACCAUGGUCGUGGUUAUAAUGACAGAGCGCUACACCAAGGUCUUAACUAAAAGUGCUAGCAGCAGGAGAAAAUUGCUGUUUAAGAGCUUGGCCGUGUACGAUCGGAAGCUAUCCGAGAUCGAUACUGAGCAGCGUGAUGCAGGUUUAUCGCAACCAUCCUCCAAUGGACACGCCUCCGGCUUUGCUAUUGACGAGGCUGGCGAUGAUCUGGAUGAUGAUACGGCGGAGGAUGACGAGCUUGUUCUAGCUGCGUUGGACUCACUCGAUAUCAAUGACGCUUUCAAGACGGGCGAUUCUCACGCCGCUACCACACACGGAGCUAUGAUCCCAGCAGACAAUCUCAGAAAACUAAUCAUGUUACUGCUUCUAGUCUCUCCACUAGAUGCGCAAGAUAACAUCUCUAGCUACGCCGAUAGGGUCACGGGCGAGGAACUCGAAGACUUGAGAGCGACGGCUGAGAAUAUCCUGUCGGCCUUUGUAGAUGUUGAGAAAUCCCCUGGUAUCACCUACGCCCAGUUUAACAGGACCCUUCCGUCAAAUCUGCCUUUUCUUUUCAAUGGUUUCAAUCCCUUGUUUGAGCACUUCCUAUUUUCCAAGAACCUCGACUUCUCAAAACGUAAGGAUAGUGUGCCCAGCGCCAUGCCGUCUGCGAUAGUACGGCCUCCCCUAUUGCAAGAUAAGAGCGACAUUCUAAACCUCAGCAUUCUAUCUCAACUUUCCUUCUUCAUUAAUGGGAACGAAUUAUUCCGGCGGCUACGCUUGCUGUAUUCUGGCUCAAAGUCAGGAUACUCAAUGGGUAGCUUUGAGUCAAAGGUCUUCAACUGGCGUGCGCCUACGAUUCUCCUAGUAUCUGGUACUAGGCUUUCAGACCCACCAAGUGGCAAUAGAUUAGAAGACGCCUUUCAUGAUACCCUACCUUCCAAGAGAUUCCCGAACGGAAGUCCAGCGGACCGCGAUCGCUUGGUAUUCGGAGCACUUGUCAGGCAGCCGUGGCGAUAUACACACAAGGAGUGCUUCGGAGACGAAGAGACACUCCUAUUCCAGCUUGCGCCAACUCACGACGUCUUCCCGGCAUCUACCUUAAACCGUGACUAUGUGGCGUUUCAAAAGGCACCGGCAGCUCAUCCCGGGAUUAGCUUCGGCUGUCCACACCCCAAGAAAAGCCAGUCGUCGCGUUACGAGUCGCUACACAAAUUAGGGCCCGUGUCUCUUGUCAUCGACUCAAGCUUCGAGUUUGGUGUCUUCACACACGACCACUCUUCCCGCGGCGGCGCAUUCGCGACCAGCACAUCCCGGAAGUACGACUUCCAGGAACGCUUCGAUAUCGACGAUAUCGAGGUAUGGGGCUGCGGUGGUGAUGAAGAGGCAAGGGUACAAAGGGAGCACUGGGAAUGGGAAGCCCGCGAGGCCGAAUCCAGGAGGAGAGUAAACUUGGGCACGAGAGAUAUCGCUACUGAUCGUACACUGCUAGAGAUGGCUGGGCUAAUCGGCGCACAUAGGAGCGGAGGGUCAAUGGCUUGA